AUAUCUACUUCGGUCAAUUAAAACAAGAACGGUCAUCAUCCCUCGGUAUUGUGUUGGUGAUCUAAGCGCUGGGUGGUGGUAUAACUAGCACGAAUGCCAUUGUAACGUCAACCAAUUUUGCCUCUCACUCACUCACAUUCUCUCCCAAUAUGACCAUAGUCUCAAAUGAUCCCUCUUUGUGGCCGGUCAUUGAUGCAUAUCGGUUUUUUAGCUAUUGUGUAGUUGCCGCCUUUGUUGCAGUGACGUAUGACUGGGCCCUUACAUUUGGACAAGAGGUCGAAUUGGUCUGGAGGCAACGUUGGUCUCUGAUGACAUUUUUGUAUCUCGCUGCGCGCUACCUCGGAAUCUUCUAUGCUGCCCUGACCGUGCUUAGCACUCUUCCGACCAUCUUGGUGACAGAUACAGUGAGUUGGAUUACGUACGUCGUACGGAGUUGGAUCAAUGUUUUGGUAUUUGCGAUGCUGUGGGUCAUCAUCAUCACUCGGUUGCAUGCCAUGUAUCAAGGAUCCAGAAAGAUCCUGAUAUUUCUUAUAGUCACCUUCCUCGCUGACAACAUUUUCGACGUAGUGGUCUCCAUAAUGAUAAUGAUGCAUGUGUCAGGGGAGGAAUAUAUUCUCUCCGGCACUUAUAUGUGCCAGAUCAACUAUCCGGAAGAUGACGUACUUCUGGUUUCCAUUACUUGGAUACUCGCAACUGUGUGGGAGGUCCUCGCACUAUGUCUCGCAGUCUGGAUUGCUGUAAAACACUUCCGUGAGCUGCGACGUCAUUCGGCAGGAGGCAUUAUCGGGGACUGUUUCUCGGUGUUGAUCAAAACUCACAUGGCCUACUUUGCGAGCUUUGUUGCUGUUUCUUGCUUCCAGCUCAUUGCUGAUUUAUCUCCAUCACUUCUAACGGACGAAAAUUCCCUAGAAUCUCAGACCCUUAGUGGCUUGGCCCAGAUUUCGACAGUCGUGCAGGCGUUUGUGCUUGGACCACGGCUGAUCCUUGGCGUUCGAGAAUACCACGCUAAGCUCGUGGCCAACUCCGACGCAGCAUCUGCUAUGACCUCAAUCGCUUUCCGGGAGCAGGUGCAUGUAUCGACUAGCAGUAGUGUGUGACACACGAGAGGUCAAUAGUUGUCUGCUGCUCUGUAGGAAGCAGGGAAGUUUGUGUCACGGUUUUCUCUCCAUUCCGAGCCUCGUAACAGUAUUUAUGUAUCAUCGUUAAAGUAUUUGGUGUAGAUUUCGAUGAGACAUGUAUAGUGGGUCUAGGCAAUAUUUUCAUCGUAGUAUUUAUUCGAAUCAUUUUAGUCUUUGAAAACGUGAUUCGCA
This is a messenger RNA of Suillus bovinus, 1310 nucleotides long. RefSeq lists its product as uncharacterized. Lineage: Eukaryota; Fungi; Basidiomycota; Agaricomycetes; Boletales; Suillaceae. The record is from RefSeq and is a predicted model, not a curated record. Bases 150 to 1097 code for a protein of 315 amino acids. The transcript has 13 exons.